Lagenorhynchus albirostris (white-beaked dolphin) is the source of this 4093-nucleotide messenger RNA. It is a transcript of the gene ZNF148, whose product is annotated as zinc finger protein 148. The record is from RefSeq and is a predicted model, not a curated record. NCBI's taxonomy places the organism in Eukaryota, Metazoa, Chordata, Mammalia, Artiodactyla, Delphinidae. The transcript is spliced from 9 exons. The coding region runs from base 392 to 2776 and encodes 794 amino acids.
GAGGAAGAGGAGAAAGGCGCAGGGGUGGGAGCUGUUGCCGAAGCUGCCACAGCAAAAGUUCUCCCCCCUCCCCCCUUCCCCUCCUCUCAAGGCCCCUAGAAAGGUUGAAGCUGCCGCCGCCUGCAGUCGGUGACCGCGCGACUCGGCAGCCGCCCGCGGAUAGAGGGAGGAAUCAACAGCUUGGAAAUUCGGCCAAGUGAUCUGGCGGGAUGGGCAUUUGCCUGACCUAUUUUGUAGAGGAAUUGGAUGGCAUAAAUGAUUGAAGUGGUAUUGAGGGUCUCUGAAGCCUAUGAAAGGUAGAAACUCAACCAUGAUUUCUUUUUCAACUCUACAGCAUUCCCUUCCUUGAAGUCUUCAUUUUUACGUUAGUCUCAGGCAUUUAUACUUAAGCAUGAACAUUGACGACAAACUGGAAGGAUUAUUUCUUAAAUGUGGCGGCAUAGACGAAAUGCAGUCUUCCAGGGCAAUGGUUGUAAUGGGUGGAGUGUCUGGCCAGUCUACUGUGUCUGGAGAGCUGCAGGAGUCAGUUCUUCAAGAUCGGAGUAUGCCUCACCAGGAGAUCCUUGCUGCAGAUGAAGUGUUACAAGAAAGUGAAAUGAGACAACAGGAUAUGAUAUCACAUGAUGAACUCAUGGUCCAUGAGGAGACAGUGAAAAAUGAUGAAGAGCAGAUGGAGACACAUGAAAGACUUCCUCAAGGACUACAGUAUGCACUUAAUGUCCCUAUAAGUGUAAAGCAGGAAAUUACUUUUACUGAUGUAUCUGAGCAACUGAUGAGAGACAAAAAACAAAUCAGAGAGCCAGUAGACUUACAGAAAAAGAAGAAACGGAAACAACGUUCUCCUGCAAAAAUCCUUACAAUAAAUGAGGAUGGAUCACUUGGUUUGAAAACCCCUAAAUCUCACGUUUGUGAGCACUGCAAUGCUGCCUUUAGAACGAACUAUCACUUACAGAGACAUGUCUUCAUUCAUACAGGUGAAAAACCAUUUCAAUGUAGUCAAUGUGACAUGCGUUUCAUACAGAAGUACCUGCUACAGAGACAUGAGAAGAUUCAUACUGGUGAAAAACCAUUUCGCUGUGAUGAAUGUGGUAUGAGAUUCAUUCAAAAAUAUCAUAUGGAAAGGCAUAAGAGAACUCAUAGUGGAGAAAAACCCUACCAGUGUGAAUACUGUUUACAGUAUUUUUCCAGAACAGAUCGUGUACUGAAACAUAAACGUAUGUGCCAUGAAAACCAUGACAAGAAACUAAACAGAUGUGCCAUCAAAGGUGGCCUUCUGACAUCUGAGGAAGAUUCUGGCUUCUCUACAUCACCAAAAGAUAACUCACUGCCAAAAAAGAAGAGGCAGAAAACUGAGAAAAAAUCAUCUGGGAUGGACAAAGAGAGUUCUUUGGACAAAUCUGACCUGAAGAAAGACAAAAAUGAUUACUUGCCUCUUUACUCUUCAAGUACUAAAGUAAAAGAUGAGUAUAUGGUGGCAGAGUAUGCUGUUGAGAUGCCACAUUCUUCAGUUGGGGGAUCGCAUUUAGAAGAUGCAUCAGGAGAAAUACAUCCACCUAAGUUGGUUCUCAAAAAAAUUAAUAGUAAGAGAAGUCUGAAACAGCCAUUGGAGCAAAAUCAAACAAUUUCGCCUUUAUCCACAUAUGAAGAGAGCAAAGUUUCAAAGUAUGCUUUUGAACUUGUGGACAAACAAGCUUUACUGGACUCAGAAGGCAAUGCUGACAUUGACCAGGUUGACAAUUUGCAAGAGGGGCCUAGUAAACCUGUGCACAGUAGCACUAAUUACGAUGAUGCCAUGCAGUUUUUGAAGAAGAAGCGAUAUCUUCAGGCAGCAAGUAACAAUAGUAGGGAGUAUGCGCUGAAUGUGGGUACCAUAGCUUCUCAGCCUUCUGUAACACAGGCAGCUGUGGCGAGUGUCAUUGAUGAGAGUACCACAGCAUCCAUAUUAGAUUCACAGGCACUGAAUGUGGAGAUAAAAAGUAAUCAUGACAAAAAUGUUAUUCCAGAUGAGGUACUGCAGACUCUGUUGGAUCAUUAUUCUCAUAAAGCUAAUGGACAACAUGAGAUAUCAUUCAGUGUUGCGGACACUGAGGUGACUUCUAGCAUAUCAAUAAAUUCUUCCGAAGUACCUGAGGUUACUCAGUCGGAGAAUGUUGGAUCAAGCUCCCAAGCAUCCUCGUCAGAUAAAGCCAACAUGCUGCAGGAAUACUCAAAGUUUCUGCAGCAGGCUUUGGACAGAACUAGCCAAAAUGAUGCCUAUUUGAAUAGCCCGAGCCUUAACUUUGUGACCGAUAACCAGACCCUUCCAAAUCAGCCAGCGUUCUCUUCCAUAGACAAGCAAGUCUAUGCAGCCAUGCCCAUCAAUAGCUUUCGAUCAGGAAUGAAUUCUCCACUAAGAACAACUCCAGAUAAGUCCCACUUUGGACUAAUAGUUGGUGAUUCACAGCACUCAUUUCCCUUUUCAGGUGAUGAGACCAACCAUGCUUCUGCCACAUCAACACAGGACUUUUUGGAUCAAGUGACUUCUCAGAAGAAAGCUGAGGCUCAGCCUGUCCACCAAGCUUACCAAAUGAGCUCUUUUGAACAACCCUUCCGUGCUCCAUAUCAUGGAUCCAGAGCUGGAAUAGCUACUCAGUUUAGCACUGCCAAUGGACAGGUGAACCUUCGGGGACCAGGGACAAGUGCUGAAUUUCCAGAAUUUCCCUUGGUGAAUGUAAAUGAUAAUAGAGCUGGGAUGACAUCCUCACCUGAUGCCACAACUGGCCAGACUUUUGGCUAAAAAAAAUGUGUAAAUAAUACUGGCACUUUAGAACAGAUUAAUCAAGAGUGGGGUUACUCUGUGUAAAAUGGAGUGCUGUACAGAUUUAAGAGCAAUGCGUUAAAACAAGUUAAGCUGAUAUGAAUAGCAAGAUAAUCCAAUAACUGCAUUUUGUUUGGUUAGUCAGCAUUCUUUGAACUGCCUUACAUGUUGUCACCUUUAUAGAAGCAAUGCAUUACUUGUUUUAGAUCAGAAACUUGCUAUUCCACCUACACCAAGUUUAAAAGGAAAAAAAAAAAAAGACUCUCGCACAAUUGUUUCCUAACGGAUAAUAUUGUACAUUUUUAGGAGAUUAGUAAUUGUGUGAAAUUUACUCAUACUGUUUCUAAGUUUUUCAGCAUAGUCAUGGCACUUCAGCAGGGAAUCUGAGUAUAGACAGAGUGAACUUAAAAGUUUAAAUGUCAAGAGAUUAUGGCUUAAAUAAAUUAGUGUGUCCUAUAGGGGGAAAAAAGGAAACCACCUUUUAAAAAGAAUGAUAUGCCAUAUACCCUUGAUUUUCAUUUUGCAUUAUAUUGACAUGUUUUUUUUUUGAGAAAAAAGUAAUAAAAAUCUGAUAGUCUAAGACUCCACUAUUUAAAAGCCUAAUUACUUUAAAAAUAUGCAUACUUUCAAAACUUUUACCAAAAUACAUAACUGUUGAAGCAUUCACUUCUGUAUGGAAGUAUGCAUAUUGGUGUCAGUUUCUUUGUACAGUUGUACCUAGAUAUUUUUUAUGAUUUUUCAUGUGCAAGUAUCAAGGUUUUGAAGUUUUAGUAAAAAGAUAUUCUGUAGAUUACAUUCCCAAGAACAUAAUGCUUAUACAAAAUGUAUAUUCCACAUUUUAAAGCUUAAUUGUAUUUUACUUUACAUAUACACUUCAGUUAACAUAGAGCACUUAGAAUCUAUUUGGUAUUUUUGAUUUCUCAAAGUAAAAAAAAAAAUUUAGAUUUUUAGGUUUGAUAUGGUUGUGUCAUAAUCAUCUCAUAAUUGAAAAUUUUAAUUUUUGGCAAUAAAAGGAAAUUGGAUAUCUUUGGAACUGUAAAACCUGGUUUAAUCCUUCUCUUUCUAGAAUCUUGAUAGAUUGGAUAAUUAAACAGUAUCCAGAGAAACUAAAGAAAUGGGCAUUUUAAUUGCUUAUUUUAUCUUGAGUUACUUUUUAAUGAACACUGCUCAUUACAAUUUUACAAACCAAGAGUGUUUACUAAUUCUAGUAACUACAGUUUCUUUUUCAGCUAGAUGAGUGAUCGGAAACUUUUUGUUGCAUUUCAAAAUCUAAAUAAACUACAGACUUUAUCCUUA